Messenger RNA from Nicotiana attenuata, 693 nucleotides. Its product is annotated as NAC domain-containing protein 68-like. Gene Ontology annotation, biological process: regulation of DNA-templated transcription. The transcript is spliced from 2 exons. Gene Ontology annotation, molecular function: DNA binding. The record is from RefSeq and is a predicted model, not a curated record. The coding region runs from base 1 to 693 and encodes 230 amino acids. NCBI's taxonomy places the organism in Eukaryota, Viridiplantae, Streptophyta, Magnoliopsida, Solanales, Solanaceae.
AUGUUACCAGAAGCUAAGCUUCCGACGGGUUUUCGAUUUCACCCUACUGAUGUUGAGUUGAUAAACUCUCUGGAACGUUACGUGCAUAGGGGAAUUUUACCACCUGAUGGUGAUAUUGAAGUAGCAAAAAUCGGCCACGGCAAAUUUUUGGAGAUUCAAAUUCAAAGGAGAAAACACCGAUUCAAGAAUUCAACUAAGAAAUUUUCAAGGACAGUGGGGAGAGGAACUUGGAAAGACCAAUCAGGUGGUGCACCUAUUAAACAUGGAUCGAAGAAUAUUAUUGUUGGCUUUAGGAGAAGUUUGAAAUAUAAAAGUAAUAUAGUAAAGGAGCAGAAUGAUAAGUGGUUGAUGCAAGAAUAUAUUUUGGCGGAGGAUUAUUUUAAGGAAAGCAAUGAAGAUAUAAUCGUCCUUUGCAAAAUCAAAAACAAAAAAAUGAAUGAGAAAAAAGUGGAUGGUAACGAGAUCAUGGAGGAAGAAGUUGACGAACUAGUCACUUCUUUAUCAGGCACUUCCGAAAAUCAAGAAUUUGAAGCUUAUGGACAAAGACAAGCUAACUAUUUGGCUGCUGGGGUUGAGCAAGAUAUUUAUUAUCAAUAUGCGGAUUAUAGCAACGAUUGGUUCCUAUCAAUGAUUAAUUUCGAAGAAUUACGAGAACAAGAUUUAGGGAUGCAAAUAGAUAAACCAAUAAAGUGA